Molecule: messenger RNA, 618 nt
Organism: Suillus bovinus
Lineage: Eukaryota; Fungi; Basidiomycota; Agaricomycetes; Boletales; Suillaceae
Exons: 5
Coding region: 21-425 (134 amino acids)
Source: RefSeq, a predicted model, not a curated record
GUAUUCUGGUAUACGAUCAUAUGGUGACCCUCCCAGAAGAAGUCGCGUUUAUUUGGCGUCGUCCGAAAAUACUGUCUUCAAUGUUCUUCCUCGUCAAUCGCUAUCUUGCCCUGGUCGGCAAUAUCUUUGGCUUGUGCAUCGAUUUCUUGCCUGCCGUUUCAGAUGAGAGCUGCUCAAGAUACAUGCUAGUCAGAGAGCUGUUCCUUUUUCUUCAACAAAUCAUCGUUUGCCUCACGUUGACUCUGCUCAUUUAUGCCCUGUACGAUCGUAGCAGACGCUUGCUUAGUUGCAUGAUGAUCAUCGGUCUUGCUCUUAUAGGAGGAGCGUCUGCGGGUUCUUUCGGAAAUAAUUCAAAUGUUGCGACUUACGUUCAAGGAAGUGAUUGUCACAACACAUUAACAGAAGAGACAGCCAUCCGUCAGUGAAUUCUCAGCCAUGUCGCAUGCGAGUUGAUCAUGCCAUCACCUCAUCCACUUGCAGGUUAUGGGCUGGCUUGGAUUGCAGUUUUUAUCUACGAAUUACUCAUAUUUGUCCUCACAGUCUUCAGGACUUGCAAGACUAGGGGAUUUCUGCCGUUCGCUCGAUCCAGCAGAAAUAUCUUUGAUGUCAUAUUUCAAG